Belonocnema kinseyi is the source of this 4781-nucleotide messenger RNA. RefSeq names its product coronin-7 (gene pod1). The record is from RefSeq and is a predicted model, not a curated record. The transcript has 17 exons. Lineage: Eukaryota; Metazoa; Arthropoda; Insecta; Hymenoptera; Cynipidae. Bases 47 to 3745 code for a protein of 1232 amino acids. Gene Ontology annotation, molecular function: protein binding.
UGAAUCAGGAAACGUGUGCUAGGUUUUAAGCAGUGGAAAGGACAAAAUGGCCUGGCGGUUUAAGGCUUCCAAGUACAAAAAUGCUGCCCCUAUCGUUCCCAAGCCAGAAGCCUGCAUCCGCGAUAUUUUUGUUGGAUCAUAUCAAACUUAUGGUAACAAUAUCGCAGCAUCUGCUGCCUUUAUGGCAUUCAAUGUCGACCAUAAUGGUUCUAGUUUAGCCGUACUGCCAUUAGAAGAUUGUGGAAGAAAGAGCAAAACCAUGCCUUUAUUACAUGCCCAUACAGAUACUGUAACAGACAUGGAUUUCUCGCCCUUUCACGAUGGACUACUUGCAACUGGAUCUCAGGAUUGUUUGGUGAAAUUAUGGUACAUCCCAGAAUCUGGAUUAGAAGAAUCACUCUGCAACCCAGACUGUACCUUUUCACACAGGCAGCGGCGAGUGGAAGUAGUUCGCUGGCAUCCUACAGCGGAACAUCUUUUAACUACCGUUUCUUACACAAAUCUUUCUCUUUGGGAUAUUGUCUCCCAGAAAGAUCUUUUCUCGACCAACGAGCACACGGAUGUGAUUCAGUCCGUUAGUUGGAAACAAGAUGGUACGAUAUUAGCCACUUCCUGUAAAGAUAAACAGGUCAGGAUUAUCGAUCCCCGAGCUCCUAAAAAUAUUAUCAAUUCCUCCCCAAGCCAUCAAAGCAUAAAAGAUUCACGAAUUGUUUGGCUUGGUAAUGGAGAGCGUAUAUUAACCACAGGUUUUGAUUCAGCCAGACUUCGCCAAGUUUAUAUUAGGGAUCUGAGAAACCUCAGCGAUCCGAUUAAGACUUUGGAGCUUGAUUGCAGUACAGGGAUAUUAAUGCCCCUCUAUGAUCCCGACACGAAUAUGCUUUUCCUCGCGGGGAAAGGCGACACGACAAUUAUUUAUAUGGAAGUCACGGAAAAAGAUCCAUACCUCGUAGAGGGACUUCGUCACAGUGGAGAACAAACGAAGGGCGUUUCUUUGGUCCCAAAAAGAGCGCUCAAUGUGAUGCAGGCAGAAGUCAACAGAGUAUUGCAGUUAACGUCUAAUAUGGUUAUUCCAAUCAUGUAUCAAGUUCCGCGAAAGACAUACAGAGAUUUCCAUGCAGAUAUUUAUCCCGAUACGGCAGGUUGCGUGAGUAAUAAUACCGCAGCAGCCUGGAUUAAAGGUCAGGACGAACCUGUUCCCAAAAUGUCAUUGGAUCCUUCCAAGAGAGCAAGGGGUGAUGAAGCAAUAACGGUACACAAAGGAAAUUUAUGCGCUCUGAAAGAUAACCAAAAGGAAAUAAAAGUUGAACAAAUUCGACAGCAAAAUUCGAUUGCAAUCGUAACGCCGAAGGGCUACUCGAAAGUGCAGGCCAUCAUUCAAGAAAAGGAUGCAAAAAUAGACAAAUUUGCGGAAGAAAUUGAAGAAGCGAAGAUACUUGAGAAAUCUGAGAAACUAGAGAAACCAGAAAAACCAGAAAAGUUAGAAAAAAAGGAGAAAUGUGAAAAAGAAGAUGAAAAGGCUAAAAUACAGAAUGGGGCUCACGCUAUGCCACCAAAACCUCUUCCUAGAGCUUCUAGGACAAAUAGUAUCUCUGAAGAAGAACCGAAGCCUGUAGCACGACCGCGCACUACUCCAGGUCCUGGAACAGUUGUAACUUCAGUCAAUCCGAACGUUGUCGGAGGAUACAAGCCUCGUCUCGGACCGAAACCUUUCCAAGCGAAGUCUGGUAACCAGGAUUUCAACUUUGAUAAAGUAUUUUCUGUGCCAAUUGCUCCGUCAACUGAAAACAAUGUAUAUUUAAAUGACUCUAAUAUACAGGCAGAAGCCCAAGCAGAAAAAGCGGAUACUGAAAAACCACCGACUCUCGAAAAUUAUGGAGUCAAAGAGGCAGAAAAUGGAAAAAGUGAUUCGAGUUCAAUAGAAGAAGAUGCCAACUCUAGUGAUUCUGGAUAUAAACCAAAAACUCCGAGCACUGCCGAGAGGCGUAAAUUAUUUGAGACCAAAGUCAAGGACGAGUCUCCGGAAAAUGAGGAAUCAGGGAAUUUCGAAAGAGGGAACAUUAACAGAAAUUCUAUUGCUGAAAGAAGAAGGUUGUAUGAAAGUCGUUCGGUAUCUGUGACGGAUGGAAAUCUAGCUGAGAAAUCUAUGGGAUCUCCAACGCCUUUGAGACGAAGAGAUUCGUUUAAGGCGAAAAACGAAAUUAUUAAAGAGGAUGAAGUUAAAAAACCCGUACCGAUUUUGAGACAGCAAAGCAUGGAUCCGAGGUUGGAGAAACCGGAACCUACACCAACACCGAAGAGAACAUCAACUGUUUUUGGUCGAGUGUCUAAGUUUAGGCAUUUGAAAGGCACUACUGGUCACAAGUCCACUCAUAUCGAAAAUAUUCGGAACAUCAGUCGACAGAUAUCUGGAGAGUGCGAUGGCUUUCAUGCUAAUGCUGAUCGCGUCGCUGUACCUUUGAGUGGGCCAGGUGGAAAAAUAGCAGUUUUGGAAUUACAGAAAACUGGAAGACUUGCAGACGGAGUCAUGCCAGCUUUAGUUCAUGGGGCAACAGUUAUGGAUUUUCAGUGGGAUCCUUUUAAUAAUCAACGUCUUGCAGUUGCUUGUGAUGAUGGAAUGAUUCGACUUUGGGAAAUACCAGCAACAGGUUUAACGGAACCAACUAACGAACCCUCCUUUACUGUCGAAGCUCAUGCAGAUAAGAUAUACCUAAUUAAAUUCCAUCCCUUGUCCUUGGAUGUUCUCGCCUCUGCCUCUUAUGACAUGACUGUUAAAAUUUGGGAUUUGGAGCCUCUAGCUUCAGGGGAGUUUGUCAAAGCCCAGAUUUCUUUGACUGGUCAUACCGAUCAAAUAUUUAGUCUUGCAUGGUCUCCUUGUGGUCAGCAUCUCGCCAGUGCCUGCAAAGAUGGAAAGCUACGGAUUUAUAAACCACGAAGCAGUGACACUCCGCUUAGGGAAGGAAAAGGCCCGGUCGGGACAAGGGGAGCGAGAGUUAUUUGGGCUCUGGAUGGACGAUAUCUGGUUGUAAUGGGAUUUGAUAAGGUUUCAGAAAGGCAAAUUAUAGUGUUCAAAGCUGACAAUCUCAAUUCGCCUUUGAAUACUGUCGGUUUAGAUGUCUCGCCAGCAAUCUUGAUGCCAUAUUAUGACGAAGAUAGCUCGACUUUAUUCCUCACUGGUCGGGGUGAUUCGACCAUCUAUGCAUUCGAAGUAACAGAGGAAGCUCCUCACUGCUGUCCUCUGAGCCACCACCGUUGUUCUACUUUACAUCAAGGAUUGUCUUUCCUUCCUAAAAACAAGUGCGAUGUCGCGAGUGUGGAAUUUGCUUCGGCUCUCAGGCUAACGAAUAAUACAAUAGAGCCAUUGAGCUUUACGGUACCUCGAAUCAAAAGUGAACUCUUCCAAGACGAUCUUUUCCCACCGACCAAAGUUACGUGGAGAUACACAAUGACUUCAGCAGAAUGGUUUGGAGGAGGCAAUACACAACAAACUAGAGUCAGUCUCAAGCCACCGGGAAUGGAUAGUUUGAGUGAAAAUCAGGGACAAACAGUAGUUACAGCUCCUGUAACUGCUAAACAAAAUACUCAUAAUUCGUCUCAGCCCUUUAGUAGAUGGAAUGCAGAUAUCACUAGCCAUUCUAAAACAAACGAGAUACAAAAAACGUUAAGCAAUCUUUUGGGAGACGUAAUUCAAUGUACACUGGAGCAGGAUCAAAUGGAAGGCGUGGAUGAACACGAAUGGGCUGAUUGAAUGCAGAUAGAGAUUCACGACACUCAACUAAUUUAUCCUAAGUUAAAUUAGGUUCAUAUUUCAUUACACUGGAACUUGGAUUUAAUCAGUCCGGAUUUACUGCGUUUCGAGAAUUGAUGUCACGGCGGUUUCGUGAUGUGCGGAGCAAGGGAGACUUGUUCAGUUAAGCGAGACAAACAAGCAGGAAGACCGCACUCUAUGCGCGUUAGUUGCAUCAGGUUACGUUAUCCGUGCAAAUGCAACAGAAAUGAUUCACGCGCCCCUGUCUGUUUAUAUUCGGACGGUCUUCAUUUAAUUUUAAGGUCAAUGCGAGCCAUACCCCUAACCCCUAAAUUAAAUUCAAGUCCUAGUGUAGUAGAAGAUAAUAAUGAAAAAUCUAAAUAGAUGUAUGAAAUUUUUUCAGCUAAUUGGUUCUGUUUUAUGGGCCGUGCCAUAAAUGUAUUUUUCUAUUUAUUCUGUUCCGCAGCUAAUAUUUUUAAUUCUCCAUUCUAAGCUCUUUGUCUCUAAUGCUGAUUCGUAAUUUUAUAUCUUAUUGAUAAUACAUGUAAUUUCAGAAAUCGCCAACGACCAUGUUUCAUCUAAUCAAAUUAUGAAACUUUAUGUAUUUAAUCAUAGUGGUAUCUAGAUUGGUAAUCCCGGAAAAUGACAGUUAAUUUAUUUAUUGAUCACGACCUUUCAAAAUUUUAGUAGGAAAACCUAUCGAAUUUGAAAUAUUUAAAUGUUGAACAAUUUUUAAUAUAUUAAUUAAAAAUAAUGAAUUUUUAAAGGUUCAAUUGUGGAAAACUUUAAGACUGAACAAUUCUAAAUGAAGUAUUCCCAAUUUAAAAGAUUUAUAUGUUCUCUUAUUGUUAGAAUUUUGUGGCCACCCUGAUUUAACAGAAUAAAUUCAGUUAAUAAUCAGCUUAGGUAAUCUACUGUUAGCAAAAAAUUACGUAUCCAUGACGGACUCUUUAUUACCCUAUCGAAAGAAAUCUGAGUCUAUUCUAAAGAUUCUCUAGGGUCAGAUAAGCUCAGAGAAAUUCUCCAUAGGCACUCA